Messenger RNA from Zingiber officinale, 1185 nucleotides. Its product is annotated as MADS-box transcription factor 16-like. Gene Ontology annotation, molecular function: protein dimerization activity; RNA polymerase II cis-regulatory region sequence-specific DNA binding; DNA-binding transcription factor activity, RNA polymerase II-specific. The record is from RefSeq and is a predicted model, not a curated record. The transcript has 7 exons. Gene Ontology annotation, biological process: positive regulation of transcription by RNA polymerase II. The coding region runs from base 290 to 946 and encodes 218 amino acids. Lineage: Eukaryota; Viridiplantae; Streptophyta; Magnoliopsida; Zingiberales; Zingiberaceae. Gene Ontology annotation, cellular component: nucleus.
GAUUCUUAGAACUGGCAAGGCAUCACAUGCAACCAGUUGCCUACAGCUCUUUCACUGAUGUGGAAACGUUGGCCUCAUCUGUGGCAACUCUGUCCUUUGCACUCCAUUCCUCAACUGGAAAGUGGAAACAACACCUUCUUCCUCCCCUUCCUUUGCUCCUCUCAUUUUUAUGGAGUAGUGGAGUACUCCUUUUGAGCUCCCUCCGGUCAGUACAUACUCACCUUCUCCAAGCUUUUGCUUCUUAGCGUUGGCUUCGAGAAGCAAGCGGGAGGGAGGAGUUGAGGAGAUCAUGGGGAGGGGGAAGAUUGAGAUAAAGAAGAUAGAGAACCCAACUAAUAGGCAGGUGACUUAUUCCAAGAGGAGGUCAGGGAUCAUGAAGAAGGCGAGGGAGCUCACCGUGCUGUGCGAUGCUGAGGUCUCCAUCAUCAUGUUCUCCAGCACCGGCAAGUUCUCUGAUUACUGCAGCCCUUCCACUAACACCAAAAGUAUCUUUGAUCGUUAUCAACAAGUGUCAGGGAUCGACUUGUGGAGUGCACAAUAUGAGAGAAUGCAAAAUAAUCUGAGCCGUCUCAAAGAGAUCAACCGUAAACUCCGCAGAGAAAUAAGGCAAAGGAUGGGUGAAGAUCUUGAUGGGAUGGACAUUAAGGAACUGCGCGGUCUUGAGCAAAAUCUAGAUGAGGCAUUGAAGGUUGUUCGCAAUAGAAAAUAUCAUGUGAUCAGCACUCAAACAGAAACCUACAAGAAGAAGGUGAAGAACUCCCAAGAAGCUCACAAGAAUUUACUGCAUCAAUUGGAGAUGAAAGAUGAACAUGGAGGUGUUUACCUGUGCGUGGAGGAUGAUGGAGUGCUUGCUCAUCCCAUGUACUCCUACAGGGUUCAACCCAAUCAACCAAACCUUCAGGCCAUCAGAUCAUAUGCCUCUCAUCAUGAUCUACGUCUUGCUUGAUUUAUAUAUAUAUAUAUGAUUAAUUGCAUGUAUAUAUGCACGCAUGCAAUUAGUAUAAGCUAUUUAAUUAUAUGAAGUGCUGUUUAAUUAAGUUAAUCUUAUGACCUGUCCGAGGGCAAUUAAUUAAGACUCGAAAUUAGUGUUGUUAAUUAUAUUAGUGAUGUUUUAUAGCGUGAAAUGUGAUGGGACUUUUAGUUAACUAUGUACAUUACAGAUUAUAUUUGUAUUAGUAGCUCUCA